ACGUGCCCCCCAGCGCUGCUGCACAAAAACAUCAGGGCAGGCUGCUGCAGCUGCCUGUGCUACACAAUCAGCUCAGCACAUGCUUUAGCUUCAGGGAUCUGUUUGUAGCGACGGUCACCAUCAGGCUGUUAACUCCUAGUGAGGUUUAGCUCGUAGUUUAAACGUUUAGGUAGGUUAGAGUUGAAAUUAGCGACCGUUAGCGGCAGGUUUUCCCUUUUUUUUUUGUUUACGCUAAAACUAAAGUUGCUCGAGGAGACGCACUGCGAGUUAAUACGACUUGUUUCCAACUUCACCUGCGAAAUUAAACGUACAGGUUAACAUGUCGACUGGUACCAAACAAGCGAAAAGCUGCCCCAUCCCCACCAGGGUCCUCACCCUGAAGGACUGGUCCCAGCUGCCCGACUGCUACAGCCAGACGCCUGGGGGGACCCUCUUCUCCACCACGCCUGGAGGCACUCGCAUAAUCUACGACAGGAAGUUUCUCCUGGACUGUCGAAACUCCCCUCUGGCCCGGACGCCCCCGUGCUACCUGCCUCAGAUCCCCGGGGUCACGGUACCGUCCACGCACCCUGUGGGGAAACUGACGGACCUCAAAGAGGAGGUGGAGGAAGAGGACAAGGAAAUUACAGACGACAGCCAGUUUGAGAUGGACAUCUGAGCACCAGCUUUGCCUCCUAAGGAGAGUUACGGAUUUAAAGUGCCUGGAGUCACGAGUGACUGAGCAGCAUUAAACAAAGCUUUUUUUCACCUUUUUUUUUUUUAUAAGAAACUGUGGGGAACUAAAUGAGAAAGUAAUGACAGUAGGGUGGGUUUCACUUUCUCUAGAAAGUGUUAACGGUAGGGUAGUGAUUUUGUUACAGUGAGUUGAUUGGUUGCUCACUUAUUUCAAAGCAGGACUGAGUGGGAAUGCUGUUGAUUUAACUUUUUUAUCUUUUGUAAAUAAGACGUUUGUAUUACGCAGCCAAUAUUUUAAGUUGAGGAAGAUGAUUUACAUUAAUGGUGUAUCAACAGGCAUGAAGCAGUUCCUUUUAAUUUUUGCUCCAGAAAUGGAAAGUUGAACUGAAAUGGUGAGUGUCCUCAUGGGGGGGUGGGGUUUCUGCUGCAAAUCAGCUCUUACUUUGUUUUGUAUGGAGAGUUGUGAAAUCCUGAAAUAAAUAAUGUGAACUGCUA
Messenger RNA from Nothobranchius furzeri (turquoise killifish), 1170 nucleotides. It is a transcript of the gene eif4ebp3l, whose product is annotated as eukaryotic translation initiation factor 4E binding protein 3, like. Gene Ontology annotation, molecular function: eukaryotic initiation factor 4E binding. NCBI's taxonomy places the organism in Eukaryota, Metazoa, Chordata, Actinopteri, Cyprinodontiformes, Nothobranchiidae. The record is from RefSeq and is a predicted model, not a curated record. Gene Ontology annotation, cellular component: cytoplasm. Gene Ontology annotation, biological process: negative regulation of translational initiation.